Messenger RNA from Esox lucius (northern pike), 4139 nucleotides. RefSeq names its product SEC24 homolog C, COPII coat complex component (gene sec24c). The coding region runs from base 221 to 3943 and encodes 1240 amino acids. Gene Ontology annotation, molecular function: SNARE binding; zinc ion binding. The record is from RefSeq and is a predicted model, not a curated record. Gene Ontology annotation, cellular component: COPII vesicle coat; endoplasmic reticulum exit site. Gene Ontology annotation, biological process: endoplasmic reticulum to Golgi vesicle-mediated transport; COPII-coated vesicle cargo loading; intracellular protein transport. NCBI's taxonomy places the organism in Eukaryota, Metazoa, Chordata, Actinopteri, Esociformes, Esocidae. The transcript has 22 exons.
GAUGUGGACGUGGCAGACAGUUACGACAGUUCCGAUGCGAAUGUCCGAUUAGAGAAACUCGAAAGGAUUACUGUGGCAAAACACCCCGGGACGACGUCGGUAACAUUUCUGUGAAUAGUUUGACGACCACUGGUCUUCGAAUGCGGUUCUGAUCAGGGGCAACUGACCGCUUGGCAAACUCGUUAUUUUACCCAAUUUGAGAUCUAGGUAUGAUCUUAGGAUGAAUGUGAACCAGCAGACUCCUAUGGCGUCCCCAUACGGCCAGCCCCAGCCUGGCUACGGCCAGCCCAGCUACGCUACCCUUGGUGGGGGCUACCCUGACCCCUACGGCCCCUACAAUGGCCCCUCUACAGCCUACCAGCCUGGGGCUCCACCACAAGGUUACUCUCCCUAUGCCAGCUUUCCCUCUAAGGCUGUGGCAGAGAUCCCAGUCUCUGACCUGUCCUCUCCACUUGACUUAGGAUCCGCUAGAGGCCCCCCUACGUCGGCGCCCCCUCCAGUCUCAACCCCGCAGGCAUACUCCCAUUAUACCCACGGAGACACUCAGAACGGACCACCACCUAUGAAUCACCCCAUGGCCCAGCCAGCUCACAGGCCUCCUGUAUCCCAACCAUAUAGCCAAAGCGCUAUGAACUUGUCUGGGCCACAGUCCUCCUACCCACAGCAGUAUGGGGCUGUGCCCCCCAUGCAACAGAUGACCAAUCAGAUGUCAGGGAUGCAGAUCUCAUCAGGACCCCCCACAUCUGCUGGACUGGGAUAUGCUCCUCGUCCCAGCUCCCAGCCUCUAAUCAGUAACACCUACUUGGCUGCUGCCCCUCCCUCCUAUACACAGGCUCCUCCCCCAGUGUCUGCUGCCCCCUCCCAACCACCUCCUCCCAGUGAGCCUGCAGCCCCCCAGCCUUACUAUGGUGGCCAUCCUGCCCUCCAACAGCAACAACCCUUCCCUUCUUCUGCCCCCCUUCAAUCCCAACCCUUUCCCUUGUCCGCUCCAUACUCGGGGCCUCCCCCUUCCAGCCAACCCCAGACUCCUCCUGUCUCUCAACAGCAGUCCUUCCCGCCUGGCCCCCCUUCUCAACAACCCUUCCCCAACUCUGCCUCUCUUCCAGGCCCGCCUCCUGUCUCCUACGCUGACCCCCAUCCCACCCAACAGCCCUUUCCCCCGAGAGGCCCCCCUCCCACCUCCCAAACUGGCUCCUUCCCACCGACUUCUUCGCCCCCUGCCCAGUACCUUGGCCCCCAGCCCCCAUCCCAGCCGGGGCCCCCUCCCUACCUCUCUGGCCCCCCACCCCGAGGUCCCAUGCCACCCUCCUCCAUGUCCCAGCAGCAGGCCAACCACCUCCCCCCCGGUUCCAUGCAGCAGCCUCCUCAGCCUGGCAUGCAGGGAGGAUACCCUCCACAGCAGAACGGUGCAUUUGGGCAGCCAAGAGGCCCCCAGCCCGGCUAUGGUGGCCCUCAGUAUCCCAUGCAACAAAACUAUGGUGCAGCCCCUGCCCCGGCACCUCCUCCACCUGCACAGAAGAGACUGGACCCUGACUCCAUCCCCAGCCCGCAAGCAUCUGAGCUGCCGGCUGUGCAGAAAUCAAGACAUAGAAUAGACCCAGACGCUAUCCCUAGCCCAAUCCAGGUGAUUGAGGACGACCGGGCCAAUAAGAGCAGCGAGCCAUUUACCACAGGGGUCCGAGGUCAGGCGCCUCCCCUGGUCACAACAACGUUCCAGGUGAAAGACCAGGGCAACGCCAGCCCGCGGUUCAUCCGCUGUACGGCCUACAACAUGCCCUGCACUGCCGACAUGGCCAAACAGUCUCAGGUCCCGCUGGCCGCUGUCAUCAAACCCCUAGCCACGCUGCCCCCUGACGAGUGCCCCCCGUACAUGGUGGACCACGGAGAGGGAGGCCCCAUCCGCUGUAACCGCUGCAAGGCCUACAUGUGUCCCUACAUGCAGUUCAUCGAGGGCGGCCGCCGCUUCCAGUGUGGCUUCUGCAGCUGUGUCACAGAGGUGCCUCCCCACUACUUCCAGCAUCUGGACCACACAGGGAAGAGAGUGGACUGCUACGACCGUCCAGAGCUCUCGCUGGGCAGCUACGAGUUUGUGGCUACCGUUGACUACUGUAAGAACAAUAAGCUUCCCCAGCCUCCGUCGUUUGUCUUCUUUAUAGACGUGUCUUACAAUGCUGUGAAGAGUGGCAUGGUCAACAUCGUCUGUCAGGAGCUGAAAACUCUACUGGACUACCUGCCCAGGGAGAACCCGGAGGUCGACUCGGCGGUGCGUGUGGGCUUUGUGACCUACAACAAGGUGUUACACUUCUACAACGUCAAGUCCAGCUUGGCCCAGCCCCAGAUGAUGGUGGUCAGCGACGUCAGUGACAUGUUUCUCCCGCUGCUCGACGGCUUCUUGGUCAACGUUAACGACAGCCGGAUGGUCAUCGAGAGUUUGCUAGACCAAAUUCCAGAGAUGUUUGCCGACACCAGGGAGACUGAGACUGUGUUUGGACCAGUCAUUCAGGCAGGGCUGGAGGCCCUGAAGGCUGCCGACUGUGCCGGCAAGCUUUUUGUGUUCCACUCCUCUCUGCCCAUCGCUGAGGCUCCUGGAAAACUGAAGAACCGAGAGGACAAGAAGCUGGUGGGGACCGACAAGGAGAAGGCUCUGUUCCAGCCCCAGUCUGGCUUCUACAGUAACCUGUCUAAGGAGUGUGUCGCCCAGGGCUGCUGCGUGGACCUCUUCCUGUUUCCCAACCAGUACAUCGACGUGGCAACCCUCGCCGUGGUGCCCGUCUCCACUGGGGGCUCCGUCUACAAAUACACCUACUUCCAAGCCGAGACAGACCGCGAGCGGUUCCUGAAUGACCUGCGACGAGAUGUCCAGAAGCCGAUGGGCUUUGACGCUGUCAUGAGGGUCCGGACCAGCACAGGUAUUAGAGCCACAGAUUUCUUUGGCUCCUUCUUCAUGAGUAACACGACAGACGUCGAGCUGGCAGGACUGGACUGUGACAAGACCGUUACCGUGGAGUUCCGGCACGACGACAAGCUCAGCGAGGAGACCGGCGCUCUCAUGCAGUGUGCCGUGUUGUACACCAGCUGCAGCGGUCAGCGGCGCCUGCGGGUUCACAACAUGGCGGUGAACUGCUGCUCCCAGCUUGCCGACCUUUACCGCAACUGUGAGACGGACACCAUCAUCAGCUUCUUCUCCAAGUACGCUUACCGCAGCAUACUGAACACGCCCACGAAGACCGUGAGAGAUACCCUGGUGAACCAGUGUGCCCAGAUACUGGCCUGCUACCGCAAGAACUGUGCCAGCCCCUCGUCUGCCGGACAGGUCAGUCUCUCACACAGCCUCCCUAUUGGACAGCUGAUCCUACCAGAGUGUAUGAAGCUGCUGCCCGUCUAUCUGAACUGUGUGCUGAAGAGCGACGUGCUGCUGCCCGGCGCCGACGUCUCAUUGGACGACAGAGCCUACUUGAGACAACUGGUUAGCUGCAUGGACGUAUCGGAGAGCCACGUCUUCUUCUAUCCCCGCCUGCUGCCCUUGGUGAAGUUAGAUGGAGGCUCAUUGCCCAUGGCGGUGCGUAACUCGGAGGAGCGCCUGUCGAAGGGCGGCGUCUACAUCUUGGAGACUGGGCUCCACCUCUUCCUGUGGGUCGGAGCCAAUGCCCAGCAAGAGCUGCUCAGUAACAUCUUCGGCACGCCCACCUUCAGCCAGAUAGACCCCAAUAUGACUAAUCUGCCAGACCUGGAUAACCCCUUCUCCAAAAGACUCAGAGAGAUCAUCGACUCUUUCAGGUCACAACGAUCACGAUACAUGAAGUUGAUGGUGGUGAAGCAGGAGGACAAGACAGAGCUAAUCUUUAAACACUUCCUGUGUGAGGACAAGAGCGCCAGCGGAGGAGCCUCCUAUGUUGACUUCCUGUGUCACAUGCAUAAGGAGAUUCGCCAGCUGCUCAGCUAGGACCCUGACCUCUGACCCAAUCACCCCCUCCCCCAAAGCGCUUUAUCUUUUAUUUACCUAAUAAACUAAACCCCUGCCCUCUCCCAGAGACAUACAAAGCCUCUUGGCAGAUUCUCUCUUUCUCUCUCUCUCUCUCUCUGUGUGUCCGUGUGUGUGUCCGUGUGUCCGUGUGUCCGUGUGUCCGUGUGUCCGUGUG